Molecule: messenger RNA, 2174 nt
Organism: Porites lobata
Lineage: Eukaryota; Metazoa; Cnidaria; Anthozoa; Scleractinia; Poritidae
Source: the annotation of a GenBank genome assembly
AUGGCGGCACAAUUUCUGAAAUUUGGAGUACCAAUGAUCGUAAGUAAAUAAUUUUAUAACUUUUUAUUUGAUGACGCUGAAAUUGUUCGACAUUUCAAUUUAAAUCUCUCCUUGUUAUUUUUAUUGACAAAGGAUACAUUUUAUUCCGCAAAAGGAGAUGUAUUUUAUUUCCUGUCACAACUCUCGCUGUAAGCUUAAAUGAGUUUACUGCAUUUUCUGUUUUCGUCUACUAUUAAGCUCAUAAAUGAGUUAACAACAUGCUCUAUUUUCUGUUUUCGCUGUAUAUUUAGACAUUAAUAGUUGGAGGAUCAUUUGCACUGAAAGAAUUCACUGAAAUCAAAAUCAGACGCCGAGACGAAAAAGGUCACGCGGUAUGUAAAUAUUUUCCGGUCUCUACGAUUCUGUAUUGAAAAAGCCCUGUUCCCCACAUAUACUGUUCCCCCCUCCUCCUCCCCCCGCCCCCACCUCCCCUGCCGCUGAACGGGGUAAGGUUUUCAGGCAAUUGAGUCUGUAAAAAAGGGUAUACAGUUACAAUAUUUGGCAUCAUUAACAGAGUGUGUUUGAGCCCAGUUUAUCAGAGUGUGAAGGCUGCAGGUGAGCAGUCUGUGUGGUGCCAACAGUUUUUCCAAAAAAAUUAGUUCCAUGAUAUUAUUUCGACAAAAUACAACCGAAUUCUGUAUGCAAAAGAGUAGCAAACUGUUUGUCUUAAACAGUGCCAGGUUUUGAAGGCUUAGGUGGCACAUCUCUUCCCAAACUUCCUUCGAGUGCUCCCUCACCCCUCCCCUCCCCCCAGCGGUUUUGCUAAUUUGUAACCAGCUGUGGCCUUAACAUGUUGCUCAAGUCUUGCUGGUGUGUCUUGUGGAAAUCCUAUGGACAACCCUACAUGCUUGCGGAGGACUUUAUUGAAUUCACCACAUUGACUCAACAUGGUGACAGGGGAUGAAACAGGACUAACAUUCCAAUAAUUAUUGAUAUCAACCCCUUCAUUACCCACCCAGUCCACGAAAAGUUGUACCACGCCACUGGGGUGUAUGCCCCCCACUUUUUAUAUCCCACAAGAAACAGAACAGUGAAAGGUCUGUGAGAUGAGGCCUAUGGUUUUUCAUCCUUAUCCGCGGAGAUUGGAUUGUCUAACCAUUUUGUAGAUUACGCAACAAAGGCAGCUAAUUCUCCUCAGUUAUUUUAAGACCCUGAGUGUGGGUCCAGCCAGGGUUUGAACCCGCAACCUCCCGCUCGGCAGACCGGUGCUUUUCCAAUUGAGCUAACCAGAUGGCAGUGACAGUUCUAUAACAACAAGUAAAAUUUAAUUUUAUCUUUUUUCAGUUAAAUAAGGAAGAAGCCUUAGAGGUGUUGCCUCACAAGAAGAAACAAGCUUCCUUAGAAGAAGAGUAUGAGGUAGAUAGAUAUAAUGCUUCUAUCAAUUUUGGCAUUAUGUGAGCUGAGGGGUAGUUAAAGCCAUUUCAAACCACAGGAUAAGCACUCAGCCUCACCUUACCCAAUCUCUAUAACAUGGUAAUUUGAAGCAUUGUCAGUACAUCCUGUACAGGAUUCUAGUACAUCAAAGCAAUCUGCAACAAAAUUGUUGAGGCACUAUUGUGAAAUGGGGUAUAUUUGGAAGCAAUAACAUACAACAAUUGAUGCUUCAUUUUAAGCCAAGUGAGACUCUUUAUUUAAUACAAGGCAUUAGUUACAUGAAACAAUUAUAUGGGUGUAUGCCCUAUGGAUUUGGCAUCAGUUGUAGAUGGUGUGAUCAUUUAAAUUAGAUAUAGAUAUAAUCUGUGUUGUGGUUCAAAUUGUCCUUGGUUUAAUUUUAUUUUCCUUUGUUCCAGACUCAUUAUCAUAAAUCACCAUACCCAAAAAAGAAAAUGAAAGAUGAAAUUGAGCAACAACAUUUACAAAGUAAUAUUUUUAGGCAUGUUUGAGUCAUUUUAAAUUGAAUCUCUGCUAGUUAUUUAUUAUAUUCCUGUUCCUAAAAUCAAUGCUACCACAGAGCUGUCUGCAGUAUAGAUAAUUAGUAGAAUACUUUUUUGCAACCCUGGAAGUUUGUGUAUUUUGUUAGGUGAGCUGUGUUUGUGUGUAAUUUCUUUUAUUUCAAUUUUUUGCAGGCCAUUACCAAAAAACUUGACAUUGACAAUUGGGAGAACAAGCGAGGACCUCGGCCAUGGGAGCAAUGA